This is a messenger RNA of Rotaria sordida, 825 nucleotides long. Lineage: Eukaryota; Metazoa; Rotifera; Eurotatoria; Philodinida; Philodinidae. The record is from the annotation of a GenBank genome assembly.
AUGAAUGAUUAUGAAAAACGUUUUCAACGUUCAAUACAAAAAUUAACUGUACCAUCAUGGUAUACAGAUACGAAAUCAUCAUUAAAUAUAAUUAAUAAUAGUAAACAAUCGAUUAUAUCAACAACAUCUAUACCAUGGAAAACAUCUUAUAAAGAACUUCAACGAACUCCUGAAAUACUUUGUAUACAUGUUCCGCAUAGCUAUCGUUCAUGUCGAUCAUCAAUAGCAACAUCACCAUCACCAUCAAUUCAUUCUUGGCAUCCAAAUAUUCUAUUAGAUGGAUCUAAACGACAGAAAAAAUAUGAAAAAGGUGUUGAACGUGUAUCAAAAUCUAGUCGUUGGUAUCAACCAACACAAUUUAUUGCUAAUGAAACAAUAAAUAUUCAUACAGGUAAUAUAAAAGUAUCAACAUCAACCAAACAUAAACAACCAUCGUCUAAAAACAAUCAUUACGAUACACCAAAAAUUCAUCGUGAUGAUGAAAGUUUAAUAUUAAAAUCAAAUCUUUUGGUAGCUAAUGGUGAUAUUGAAAAAAAUAUUAUCACUGAGCAAACUCAGAAUAUGAUUACAAAUGAAAAGCAACAAGACAAUCAUAUUAAAUCAAAUGAAUCUCAAAUAAUGCCAUUGGCUAUUACAAAAGAACCCUUCAGUCAUAUUGAAUUAGAAGACGUAACUGAUGAAGAACAUGACAAUCGAUCAUUAUCAAUGAAAAAUAACAAUCUUACACCAACUAUAACAAAUUUAUCAUUAUCUAAUGAAAAAUCUGAUGAUAAUGAAUUAUUAGAACGGAAAAUAGAUAAUAAUAAUAAUUCAUAUUAUGUUUAG